AUGCCAGACUGGGUUGCACUGAGGCUCAGGCUGGUGCAUGCAUUUUUCGCUACGCGUGGCUGCUGCAGAUUGCUGCCGACUGUUGUCAGCUGCUGUCAGCAAUUGACGAUUGUGGCUGACUAUUAUCGACUGACAAUUGUGCCAAUCACCAAGUUCACAAGUACUUCUAUACCAUGGUGUGGUUCUGAGGUGCACAAGAAGAGAUUCUUGGUUAAUUUGCAUCAUGUUACAUCAGAAGCACACUUCCAGAAGUGGUGUGCCACCUAUGCUUAUGCCAUACCUGAUGAUGUGCAUGUCAAGCUAGCGGCAUCUUCGACUGACGAUGUGCCUUGUGUAGAUUCGAAAGAUCUGAAUGCCAGAAUUAUCACAUUUCAUCCGUUCUAUUUUUCUUUGUGCUUCACGUUCCCAUUGUCGAAGUUCUUCAGGAAGGUAUUCUGCACCAUGGAUUGUGCCCCAAGCCAAUGUACUUCGAACGUCUACCGGGUGAUCAUGUGUUCUGAGAAUUUGAGCAGUUUCUUCAAGCUGGAUCUAACGAUGUGA
Messenger RNA from Prunus armeniaca (apricot), 540 nucleotides. The record is from the annotation of a GenBank genome assembly. Lineage: Eukaryota; Viridiplantae; Streptophyta; Magnoliopsida; Rosales; Rosaceae.